This is a messenger RNA of Ochlerotatus camptorhynchus, 1688 nucleotides long. Its product is annotated as protein amalgam-like. Lineage: Eukaryota; Metazoa; Arthropoda; Insecta; Diptera; Culicidae. Gene Ontology annotation, cellular component: neuron projection. The record is from RefSeq and is a predicted model, not a curated record. The transcript is spliced from 8 exons. The coding region runs from base 503 to 1684 and encodes 393 amino acids.
AGUUCGCGGUUGAUGCACGGCCAGAGAAAUUCGGACAGCGGGUUUUGGGCGAUUAUACUAGUCAGCCGUGGUUGCGAUUUGGCAUCUGUCGACCCGUGGGGUUUGUGUGUUGUUGGUAUAGGUGCACGUUUGAAGUGAUUUCAAUUAAGUAUGCUGAUGAGCGGAGGAUAAUGUUGGCGGUCAAUGCUGUUGACAAUUAUCCGGCAGUGCGACUACUACCGAGCUGAAUACGAGAAGUCGAGGAUUCUAUUAACCCGACCCUUGGUGGCGGUUAUGACGAUGAUGAUGACGGUCAGAUGGGACGUUGACGACAACGACGGCCCCGGUCGACAGCGCGCGGUCAGCCUGGGAUCAAGGUGUAAUUAAAAGAAAUAAUUAAACGGCGUGUGUCGCGCGUAACUUUUCGGUGCUUUGAGUGAAGGCGUUGAUUUAAUUGCUGCGUCUUGAACGUUACACAAGGAUCCAGCAGGAAGUUAUUGGAGUACGCAGGAAAGCAGGUGAUAUGGCCCCCGUGGUGCGAGUUGUGGCCAUACUGCUGCUCGAGUUUGUGGCCACUUGUGUGCAGAAGGAUUUUUCCGGAAUCGAUCCCAAAUUCAGUGCGCCGAUUUCUAAUGUGACGGUUCCGGUCGGCCGGGAAGGUGUGAUGACGUGCACGGUGCACGAUUUACACAAAUAUAAGGUCGCGUGGCUUCGGGUGGACACCCAGACGAUCCUGACUAUCGAAACGCUGGUAAUUACCAAGAGCGAGCGGGUUUCCGUAACCCACACCGAGCAGCGCAUCUGGCAGUUGCGCAUCAAGGACAUCAAGGAGUCCGACAAGGGUUGGUACAUGUGCCAGAUCAACACCGACCCGAUGAAGAGCCAAACGGGCUACCUGAACGUCGUAGUCCCACCAGACAUUAUUGACGACCAAACCAGCCAGGACAUGACAGUCACCGAGCGCAGCAACAUCACCCUGACCUGCGUUGCGACGGGCGUUCCAGAUCCGUCCAUCGUGUGGAAGCGUUCCGGCAACGAAAGGGCCCUCAGUGCUGUGGAACACUUGGGAACAAACGCCACCCACGACGGGUCUGUUUUGAAUAUCUACAACAUUCAGCGCCACAAUGCCGGUGCGUACCAUUGCAUAGCGUCGAAUGGUGUGUCGCCAAUCGUGAGCAAACGGAUCAUGGUGACGGUCGAUUUCACGCCGAUAGUGAGGGUGCCAAGCGAGCAGUUUACCGCCGAAAUAGGGCAACGCGUUUUGCUGGAAUGCUUCGUCGAGGCCCACCCGGAUCCCAUAACCUAUUGGAUGAAGGGCAACUCGGAAACCAUCCUUCCCGGUAUCAUGGAGGAAAAACAAUUCGCCGACAGCAGCUACAGUGUGAAAAUGCAGAUUCAGAUUCACCUGCUGAAGGACAGUGACUUUGGAAACUACACCUGUGUGGCCAAAAAUACGGUCGGGAUUUCCGAGAGGAGAGUCCGAGUUCAGAGGAAACUAAGUAAAAUCACAAUCAUGGAUGAACCGCCGACGAUAUUUCUGGGCGAAACGUAUCCAAACAGCGUCGAAACGAAAGUCAGUCGACAAAAGACGUUCCGGGAUCGGAUAUUGAGUGCGGAGAAAUCCGCUGCUUUCGCGAUACGAUUGCACCUGGUGACGUUUUCAAUGGUGAUGCUUCUAGUGCUAUUUAGAGUAAUCAAUUCGUGAUUGA